CCUUGUCGCGAUGCAAGUGCCCCUCGACCGCGCCAACGCGCUGUUCGUCGACGAGGACUUUGACGGCGCGCUGGCGCAGUACAACGCCGCCGUCGCGGCCGAGCCGGACAGCGGCGAAGCGCUCGCCAAGCGCGCUGCGUGCAACCUCAAGCUCGGCCGGCACCGCGCCGCGGCGAGCGACGCCGCCGCCGCAUCGCACGUCGUCGUCUCGGUGCUCGCACGAAACGUGCCACCCGACGCCGCUGCGGUCUCUUUCGCUGACGCGGCCGCGGACGUGGCCAUCGAGCUUGGACCUGAUGCAGGCACCUACCGCCUAGCGCUCAGCCUCUUUGCGCGCGUCCGACCGGACGGCUGCUCCUUCCGUGUCAUGCCGUGGGAGCGGCUCGAGGGCGACGGCACCGGCGGCGCCACCGCCUUCAACACGGCCGCCGCGUCGGAUACGGCGCCGCGGACCGUGUACUCGGGCUCGCGGCGCGACUGGGACGCCAUUGACCGCGAGGUGACGCGCGCAGAGGAGGAGGAGAAGCCCGAGGGGGAGGAGGCGCUGAACAAGCUCUUCCAGCAGAUCUACGGCAACGCGUCCGAGGAGAGCCGCCGCCGCGGCGAGAGAGACACACACACAUCCACCAUCCACCGUGACAACAAUGGGGAGGCGCGGGAGACACGACGUGCGAUGAACAAGUCCUUCCAGACGUCGGGCGGCACGGUGCUCUCCACCAACUGGUCCGAGGUCAAGGAGAAGGACUACGAGAAAGAGCGGACGGCGCCCGACGGGCAGGAGUGGAAGAAGUGGGGGUAG
Messenger RNA from Emiliania huxleyi CCMP1516, 799 nucleotides. RefSeq lists its product as hypothetical. Lineage: Eukaryota; Haptophyta; Isochrysidales; Noelaerhabdaceae. The transcript has 7 exons. The coding region runs from base 11 to 799 and encodes 262 amino acids. Gene Ontology annotation, biological process: protein stabilization. Gene Ontology annotation, molecular function: protein-folding chaperone binding. The record is from RefSeq and is a predicted model, not a curated record.